AUGGACUCAAAAGUAGCAAGACUACCCCUUUUCGGGGGCCCCAGAGCAUGGCACUCCUCAGACUGGACCUCCACUGACGACCGCGUCCGUGGCGGAUCCUCGCACUCCCACAUGAGCUGUUCCCCCGCUUCUCUCGUCGCCCGAUUCCACGGAAACCUCGUUAUCACCACGCUCGGCGGAGCGGGAUUUGCCUCGCAGCGGACCACAGGCGAAGAUAGAAGCUGGGAUCUUUCUGGCUACGACGGGUUGGAAUUGCAUAUUGCUCGUGGGGAUGAUAAGUUGUAUACCAUUACGCUUAAGGAUAAGACUGCGCCUAAGCGGCCGGAUGGAAGAUUGGAGAGUACCCUGAGCUGGGAGUAUGAUUUCCAUGCGCACGGGGAGAAGAGGGUUUUUAUCAAGUGGGCUGAUUUUAAGCCUACGUAUCGGGGGAAGGAGCAAGUGGAUGCUAGGCCGUUGGAUUUGACUGGGGUGAAGCAGAUUAGUUUCAUGAUGCGCAGCUUCUUCGGGAUACAGGAGGGAGACUUUAGUCUGGAUAUUGUCUCGGUCGCUGCGGUUCGAUACAAGUAUUAUCGCGAUGACCCGGAGGAGGAAGAGGAAUAUGUUAUGGUCGAUGAAAAACUGGAAACUGUGGCGGAGACUCCAAAAUCGCGAGGCUGGCUUAGUUGGAUUGGAGAGUGCUGUGGCUUGAGCUAA
Aspergillus oryzae RIB40 is the source of this 693-nucleotide messenger RNA. RefSeq names its product CIA30 family protein. Gene Ontology annotation, biological process: NADH dehydrogenase complex assembly. NCBI's taxonomy places the organism in Eukaryota, Fungi, Ascomycota, Eurotiomycetes, Eurotiales, Aspergillaceae. The transcript is spliced from 3 exons. Bases 1 to 693 code for a protein of 230 amino acids. The record is from RefSeq and is a predicted model, not a curated record.